UUAACGGGAGUCUCCACCAGUGCAAGAGGGAUCGGGAAGUGCCCGAACAAUGGACACAGGGAGCGCGUUUUGGCGUUAAAUGUUCCUGGAACGGGACAUGGGGGUCCGUAAAGUCAGCUGCUGCGCUUAAUGGGCAGAAGUGGAGCCACAAAGCAAAGAAAAUGACACCAGAAGAAGUCAAAGAGACGGCGCGCCACAAAGGAGGGCAAAGCAGGACGCGUGUGUGCAGGGAAGCUGUGCCCUAGAUCUGUAACGUCUGACUUGUUCUGUCAUCCGCAGGCUCGUUACAUUCUGUUUCGCGAUGCAGUUCACUCUUUCCAACCUGCAUCUGGGGAAACAAAGAAAAUGCUUUCAGUGACAACUUGUCGCCAUGCGUAAAUGGAGAAGCAUUUUUGUGUAUUUGCUGUACGCGUUUAUUAUGCUUACAAUAAACGGGGCUUGUCUGCCCUGUCACUAACUCAUGCCCUCUCCCAUGACCCCGCUGCUAUCUGCUGUACUAUAGAUUUCCAAAUCCUUAAAAUCUGCCAUGAGUGAUGGCGAUGCCCGCAGAAUCUAACAGUAGCGGUGCGCAAAGCAGCUCUCAUGAAAAAAUCUUCAGGGCACCGGAUCGCAAUAGUUAUGUGAAAACAUGUGUCAUCCCACUGUGUCGUGACCAGGACUAUGAAUCGUGGGUGAGGCGAACGCUCACAAAAAUAUGGAGUUCCCAGAGACUCCGGUGUGCGGUGUGUGUGGGGUCACUUUCGGUUUUUCUCGCUCUGUUGGUUAAAUGUGCAGACUGGAAAGCUGAGGCCAGCAGCAGCGCUGACAACAGACUCUCUUAUUCAGCGUCUCCCAUUCACUUCGUUUCGGGCUGCGCGGCGGAGCUGCUGCAAACUUGCUGGAGUGUGGUUUCGCCAGUGUUUACCCUUGUAUGUGCCUUCUUUUGGGUUGGUUUGUAUCUGAUCCGCUGUGGAGUUCUAAUCCAGACCGCCCUUUUCCUCCUAACGCUGUGCCACCUGGGCGAAGCAGCGGCGUGGUCUCUCCUGGACGGGACGGAUGAGCAGCUGUUCUCAUUCACUACAGCGGCCGUGGUCGUGCUCGUCUGCCUUGCCACCGGCGCACUCAUGGUAGCACGGCUAAAUCAGGGCAUCUCUGUCAUCGUUUUCAUCAGUAUAGUCAGGACUAUCUCACUCUUCUCACUGCACAAAGUGCGGGCCACUUGGAGACCGUACGUAGCGUACCUGGUUGGAGUGCUGGGCAUCCUACUGGCGAGGUAUGCUGACAAGCUCCUUCCCAACCAAGGGAGACAUAAGGAGGGCUGCACCCCCGUGACUGGAGCCAGGGAAGAGAUCCCUGUAUUUAAAAGGCGCAGGAGGUCCAGUUCUGUGAUAGCCUCAGACAUGGCACACAGUCAGUCCAACAGCAAGUCACAUCGCAGGACCUCGCUGCCAUGCAUCCAGAGGGACCAGAUGCUCCCCCACUCAGAAUGGGACCACAAGAGAGGCUCCCGAGGGUCACAGUCAUCAGGCACCAGUGUGACGGUGGACAUAGCAGUGAUGGGAGAGGCCCAUGGACUAAUCACAGACCUGCUGGCAGACCCGUCUCUCCCCCCCAACACCUGCACCUCACUGCGGGCUGUCAGCAACCUGCUCACCACCCAGCUCACCUUCCAGCCACUGCACCGGCCACGCCCUGCUCCCCUGCUCAACCUCAGCGACGCCUACACCUGCUCUGACUCAGAGGAGGGGCCUGAGAAGGGAGAGAAGACGUCCAUCCCCAAGCGUCUCAGGCGGAGCCUCCACCCUGGUCUACUGAGGAGGAUCUCUUCAACAUGGACCACCACCACCUCUGCCACAGGCCUGCCCACCAUUGAGCCGGGUCCCGUACGAAGGGACCGCAGUGCCAGCAUCAAACCCUACCAUGAAACACUCACCUGCAGCUGUGGGAGGCCAUACAUCAGGCUGAGCCAUGGAGAGGGAUCUUUAGACAAAGGGGACAGGAUACCACGGUCAGCAGAGGACCAAGUGGUAGCGUCAUCAGACUAUGAUAGCACCCAUGAAGCCAACCACAGUGACAGCAGCGAUGUAGCACAUACAGAGGAAGACACAGAAGAAGGCAAAAACCCCUCCCAGAGUGUCAUCCUCCACCCACUAAUACCUCCUGAGGAUAAACCAAUUCUGGCCCCUGAGCCAUUGAUAAUGGAGGACUUAGAGCCCCUGAUGAGUCAACUAAACAACUGGAACUUCCCCAUCUUCUGCUUGAUGGAGAAGACCAACGGGAAAUGUGGACGCAUCCUCAGUCAGGUCGCUUACAGGCUCUUUGAAGACACAGGCCUGUUUGAGACCUUCAAGAUCCCCGUGAAAGAAUUCAUGAACUACUUCCAUUCCCUUGAGAACGGUUACAGAGACAUACCAUAUCACAACAGGAUCCAUGCCACAGAUGUUCUACAUGCAGUCUGGUACCUCACCACACAGCCUGUCCCCGGCCUGCCCAGCCUCAUUACUGACCACGGCUCUGCCAGUGACUCAGACUCAGACAGUGGCAUAACACACAGUCACAUGGGCUUCCUGGUUUCAAAGACCUACACUGUGUCAGAGGACGGUUAUGGCUGCCUGUCAGGCCUCAUACCUGCUCUGGAGCUCAUGGCGCUUUAUGUGGCAGCUGCAAUGCACGACUAUGACCACCCAGGGAGGACCAACGCUUUCUUGGUGGCUACCAGCGCCCCACAGGCAGUGCUAUAUAACGACCGCUCAGUUUUGGAAAACCACCACGCUGCCUCAGCCUGGAACCUCUUCAUGUCCCGGCCAGAGUACAACUUCCUUGUCAACCUGGACCAUGUUGAGUUCAAGCGUUUCCGCUUCCUGGUCAUCGAGGCCAUCCUGGCCACUGAUCUCAAGAAGCACUUUGAUUUCCUUGCUGAGUUCAAUGCCAAGGUGGGCGACGAUCCAUCCACGGGUAUUGAUUGGUCCAAUGAGAAUGACAGGCUGCUGGUGUGCCAGAUGUGCAUCAAACUGGCUGACAUCAACGGGCCUCUAAAGUGCAAAGAGCUGCAUCUCCAGUGGACGGAGGGCAUUGUCAAUGAAUUCUACGAACAGGGUGACGAGGAGUCCAGCUUGGGCCUUCCCAUCAGCCCCUUCAUGGACCGUUCAGCACCACAGUUGGCCAAGCUCCAGGAGUCUUUCAUCACACACAUUGUGGGACCACUCUGCAACUCGUACGACUCGGCCGCCCUCAUGCCAGGUCGCUGGGUGGAACCUAACCCAGAGGCGGAGGAGCCAGAUAUAGUGGAGAAUGAGGAGGAGGAAGAGGACACAGCAGAGGAAGACACGUCCACCAGCUCAGAGGGAAUACAAAAAGCAACUCCCAAGAAGAGGAGGAAAGUCUUCUGCCAAAUCACCCAGCACCUGCUGGAGAACCACGAGAUGUGGAAGAAGGUGAUCACAGAGGAGGCCCAGAAACAGGGUCAAGGGGCGGAGUCUGUUCGUAUCAACAAUGUAGCUGAGCCAAUCCUGGCUAUUCAUGAGGAGGAAGAGGAGUCAGGCAGCAAAGAGGAGCUUAUAGAAGGGGAGGAUCCAGAGGAGGAACCAGAGGACGAAGUGGAAACAGAGUGGCCAGUCCCUCCGGAGGAAGACUCUGAACCCACAGAGGAACUAGAAGAGGGGGGUCCUCAGUGAAAUGGCCCAUGGGAAAUAUGGUGUCUGUCAGGGCUAGAACAUGAAGAAGUGAUUUUUUUUUUUUUUUUUUUUUUUUUUUAAAUCCAACCAACUGACUCCUGUUUUUUGCCAGCACAUCACUUAGACACAACACUGUAGAAGUUUGGGAAAUGUGUGCCUAUAAAGAAAAAAAAACAAAAAAAAAACAGGGUGGGCAAAAUUGUGCUUUACACGUUUUAUCUGAAUAUCCGGUUUAACCAAACUUUUGAGGAGCUUUCCAUAUUGCAAUACGGGAUUACUGAUUAACUUUGGGAUACAGACUCUUUUGCUACUGUCAAGAGAAGAGCAAGACUGGUCACAGAGACCUCUACAUAAUGUGUUAACACAGGACUGCAGAAAUUUGCUGCCAAUUUAUACAUAAAUAUUUUCUAAAUGCAAUUAUAUAAAAAGACCACAAUUACCUGUAUUUGUGUUUAAAUUUUAGAGUGGGGUUUUUGAGGUCUGAUAUGGACCACAAUAUCAUUUCCUUUUUUAUGUAUGGAUUAUAAAGGGAAUCGAUCAAAUGAUAAUCUUACUACCCCUUCUUUUCUGCCAAAAUUGAUCAUCCAUCCAUGAUCUUUAGCGUACAAAGGCAAGCACUGCACUCUUCCGUCUUUACAGACUAGCAAGACAUGACAUUUACAAAUAAAAAUGAUUCAGUUUAGUUUUGUCAUCUGAUGCUACAAUUCCCAAUUUGUCUAAUUUAACUUUGUUGCCAAAUGAAGUACUUUAUACCAUUUCCUAGAGUAGUGAUUUUAGUUUAGGGAAGGAGGCUUGUGGAC
Messenger RNA from Myripristis murdjan (pinecone soldierfish), 4453 nucleotides. RefSeq names its product cGMP-inhibited 3',5'-cyclic phosphodiesterase A-like. The transcript is spliced from 14 exons. Gene Ontology annotation, biological process: signal transduction. The record is from RefSeq and is a predicted model, not a curated record. Lineage: Eukaryota; Metazoa; Chordata; Actinopteri; Holocentriformes; Holocentridae. Gene Ontology annotation, molecular function: 3',5'-cyclic-nucleotide phosphodiesterase activity. Bases 534 to 3653 code for a protein of 1039 amino acids.